Vanrija pseudolonga is the source of this 994-nucleotide messenger RNA. RefSeq lists its product as uncharacterized. The coding region runs from base 112 to 678 and encodes 188 amino acids. The transcript has 3 exons. The record is from RefSeq and is a predicted model, not a curated record. NCBI's taxonomy places the organism in Eukaryota, Fungi, Basidiomycota, Tremellomycetes, Trichosporonales, Trichosporonaceae.
CCGCCGCCGUCGUUCGCCGCUCGCCGCUCGCUGCCGCCACCACCUGACCCGACCACCCCACCACAACUUUCCCAUCAUCAUCGCGACUCACCAACCGCCUCGCACAACACAAUGCCCGACGAGCCAUCCAAGCCACCACCACAGCAGGCGCAGACGUACGCGCAGGCCGCAGCAGAGGGCACUGACAACCCGCCGCCAUACGGCCAGACGGAGAACUCGAUCUCAGUCACGGGCAUCUCGAACGGCAAGGGCGACGGCGACGCUGCCGCUGGGCCGAGCGGCGGCGCCGGCGCCGGCGCCGGCCCGUCAUCGACACACGUCAACGCCGUGCAGGCGCCGCCUCCCGCGCCGGCAGCCUUCACGCACCCCGCCGCGAGGCCGCACCACCCGCACCCGCACGCCCGCGCGCACAACCACGCGCACGGCCACCUCGGGCGCCACCGCGACGUCGAGGCCGGCGUGGUGCUCUUCAUCCCCGAGCGCGAGAUUGCGCUCUCGCGCGCGCGGCGGCGCUUCUUCGGCGCGCUGUGCUGGGCGCUGGUCAUCUACCUCGUGCUAGCCUCAAUCACCGGCUCGACGAUCCACGACGUGUCCCGCCGCGGACGGCACGGACACUGGGACAAGCGCGGCGUGUGGCAUGCGUCCUCGGCGAUGGAGUCGGGCACGACGGUGGUGUAGGCGUGCCGAGGCGCUGGAAUGUGAAUAGCGCGACGGUGCCGCUCGCCGUGCCGCUCGAUGUAUCGACAUACCCGUCGCUAUACCCGUUGUAGGAAUGAAGCUUGUAUUUCAGGCGGGGAGGGAGGUGGGGUGGGGAGGCUGUCGCGACGCCGCCCAGUGGAGCCAGAGUGAAGCCUGUGAUGGUGUGAGCACCGACAAUCAUGUAGAGAGCACACACAGGAGAGGUACAGUGUAGAUCGUUUGGAGCCCGCCCACCUCCGCACACCCACCCCGCCAUAUCAUGUCUAUGCAACUGCUAUUGCCACGACUACAAAAA